This is a messenger RNA of Cyclopterus lumpus (lumpfish), 2554 nucleotides long. It is a transcript of the gene rassf9, whose product is annotated as Ras association domain family member 9. The transcript is spliced from 2 exons. The record is from RefSeq and is a predicted model, not a curated record. Gene Ontology annotation, biological process: signal transduction. NCBI's taxonomy places the organism in Eukaryota, Metazoa, Chordata, Actinopteri, Perciformes, Cyclopteridae. The coding region runs from base 185 to 1471 and encodes 428 amino acids.
AGAGUGUCCCGGCGCCCCGCCACGCGGGGACUGUUAACGCGCAGUGUGUCGGAUCGCUGCUCCACGUUCCUCCACCUCCUCCACCUCCACCUCCUCCUCCUCCACCUCCACCUCCUCCACCUCCACCUCCUCCUCCACCUCCACCUCCUCCUCCACCUCCACCUCCUCCACGCGCUCCAGAGACAUGGCUCCGUUUGGGAAAAGCUUCCUGAAGGCGCGACAGAGAAACAGGACGAAGGAUGCCGAGCCUGUGGAGGGGAAGGAGAUCCAGGUCACGGUCUGCAACGAGGACAAGGCCAUCUGUGGAGUGACGAAGCACACGACGUGUGCCGAUAUGAUUCAGGCGCUACUGGACGACCACAAGUCGAUCCCGGAGAGCAAGCGCCUCUUGCACGGGGAGGCCAAGGACUUCUGUCUCGUUGAGCACUGGAAGGGUUUCGAGAGAGCCUUGCCCCCUCUCACCAGAAUCCUGAGACUCUGGUUCGCCUGGGGGGACCAGAGACCCUUUAUCCAGUUUACCCUCGUCAAAACCAGCGAUUUUGUGCCUCAGCCCGCCAAGAAGGCCGGAAAGUCCAAGGGGGCCAAGCCAAAGCGAUGGGAGCACGGCCGUGCUCAGUCCGCCCAGCCUCUGCCGCCGGAGAGGCAGAAGCGCAUGGUGAAGAAAGCCUUCCGGAAGCUGGAGAAGCUCCACAAGGAGAGCAAGAGCUCCCCGGGCGCCGAGGAGAUCGACCGCAUGGUGCAGCUCAUCCUCAACCAGGACCACACCAUCCGGGAGCAGAUCCAACGCAUGAGGGGGCUGGACGUGGGCAUCGAGCAGUUUGAGCUGGAGGUGCAGAUGGAAGCGGCCCGUGAGAUUUCUCCACCGGCGCAGAGUUUGGGGGCGCACGCCUACGAGCAGCCGCAGGGGUACCCGUACACCGGCAGUGGAGUCGAACAGAUCGAGCUGCAGUUGCAGAGGCACCAGGAGCUCAUCCUCAAGCUGUCCCGGGACAUCGACGCCGAGCUGAGGAGGGACGAAUGUGGCGUCGGCGAACGGGAAGGGGCCGCGGCGGCUUCCCAGAUCCCCUCGGAGACGGGCGAACUCGAGAGGCUGCAGGACGAGGUGAAGCGCAGCCUCUUCACCGGCGUGUCCCUUCACAACCAGGCGGCGGAAAUGAGCAAGCAGCUGAUGUGCUACGAAGCCGCGCUGGUCUCCAAGGACCAGGAAUGCUGGGAGCUGGCGGCCCAGCUGAGCUCGUUGCACAUCGGGGAAGGCGGAGAAGAAGAGGAGGAGGAGGAAGAGUCAAGUCCCAUCCCGCCGAAGAGCGAGACUCAGUGCGGCGUCUCGUCGCCGCCGGUGAAACUCAAACCCGGCCUGUCCCCUCUAGACGUUACAGACACGGACUCAGACACCGGGAUUAGCUCCACGCACAGUCAGGACUCGCUGUCGCCAUGUCUCGACUUCCCUCCCCCGCUGGACACGGACGUUUGAACCUGCGAGUCACUGGUCAGGGCGCACCGCCCCCUCGCCCUCCUGGUUUGUGUCGUCGCUGCAUUCGAGACACAGACCGGGAUCCUGGCAACCUUUUACGACGUAUGAAGGUCAUUUAAAAAUGGAACUGAAACCUUUAUUGACGGCAAUGGACGUGAUAAUGCGCCGAUUAUUUCAGGAUUUCCUUUUAAGCCAAACGUGCAAAGAAAUCUGUGGUUUCAGCUUCUCAAAGUCAAAUGUGAUGGUGAAUAUCUUCAGCUUUUAUACGUCUCUCAUCUUCAUCUCUUUGGAUUUCAAGAGGAGUAACAAUUUGGACAACGGGUUUAAAAUAAUGAUUUGUUCAAUGAACAAGUUUAAAAAAAAUGUUUUAUCCAGAUUGAUCAAAGAAUAUUUAAAGGAAUAUUUUGAAUACCUUAAAAAAUAAGCUGCAAAUGUUCUGAAAGGUAUAAGGAUGCUGAGGUGUGUGACUCAAAUGUAAAGAUAAUACAUGCAUAGCACAUUUUUUCCUAAAGACUAUUUCCUCAGCACAAUCAUGGCAGUGUUUUCUGUUUCAUUUCUUAUUAACGGUGAAUGUACGCUUCUCCUCCCUUCUCAGUUCUCAAGCUAUUUAUGAAGCUGCACUUCUUUCAACACACUUAAGUCUAUUAACACUGUCGUUUUAUAUUAAAACAGAUAGCCAACUGUUUUUGGAUGUAGAUUUUAAGAUUUUGUUAAAAUAUAAUGUAACAUUCCUCUCGACCACACUGUAAAUAUUGCUGCCGUCACCCCCCCCUGUAAAUGAUUCUUCUUAUGACACAGGCACAUUUUGUAAAGACAAAAUUAGUUAAAAUAACAUUUAUUUAUCGCGUAAUCUAAUUUUUGUUUUAUCACGGGAUGAGAUCGCAUCGCGACAAUGCAAUAACCCUCUGAUGCAAUCACCUCCAUCCGCCACAGAUCUGAUCCGACACGCACACACACACACACACACACACACACACACAAGACAAUCUGAGCUGCACAUGUGUAAAUCAUGCCUAAAAAAAAUACAAUCAAAUAAAAUGUACAUUUUCGACUUUCAUAAUAAACACUAAUGCUGUAAAUGUC